Molecule: messenger RNA, 1698 nt
Organism: Lolium perenne
Lineage: Eukaryota; Viridiplantae; Streptophyta; Magnoliopsida; Poales; Poaceae
Product: nuclear envelope-associated protein 2
Source: RefSeq, a predicted model, not a curated record
GGAAACACUCCGAAAAAUCAGGGCCUCGGAAUCUCAUAAACCCUACUAGCCAGCGAGCGAUGGGGAAGCGGUGAGAAUAGAUCUCCUCGCGACGGAGGUAUUUUCUUGGUCGGGGCCGGAUUCGUGGUUCGUGGAGCUCGGCGGACAGGGAUCCGGCGGCGGCGGCGGGGACGAAGCGAAAGCUACCCGUUGGCUCCUACUGACCUGUGGAAGCAGGGCUUAUUGUGAGGCUGCCAGGGUGUUUGGUUGGGUCAAAGAAGAGCUCAGUCCCCUUAUUUUUGUCUUGUUCAUACUUCAUAGGAUGCUCCAUCCUGCCUGUUAUUGGAGAAAAUAAAACAGUGUCCCAGGAUCUGCAUUCUGGCCUCUUGGGUGUAAACUCUCUUCCCUGUUUGGUUCUGGGCUUGGGGCUAUGUCAGUCUCGGAGAGGGCGGCAAGAUCGUGCUCAACAUCUUCGCCGGAUUUGGAUCCUCUGUUGAAGGAUCUUACAGAGAAGAAGUUGAGCUUCAGAAGAAACGUUGCAUCUCUGGCGUCUGAGCUCAAGGAUGUCAGGAACAAGCUUGCUUCGCAGGAGCAGUUGUUUACUAGGGAAUCGCAAACUAGGAAGGUUGCAGAGACGAAGGCAAGGAGCAUGGAAGCGGAAGUGACUAAACUGCAGAAAUGCUUACUGGAUAAAGAUGAGCAACUGCGUGCAACGACGGGUAGCACUGAACAGUAUCUCCAUGAUUUGGAUGAACUUAGAUCACGUAUGUCAGUUACCCAAGCUACAGCAGAAGCUAGCGCUGCAUCAGCAAAGUCAGCUGAGUCACAGUGCUUGUUCUUGUUGAAGGAGUUGAAUGAGAAGGACCGCUCACUGAAAGAGCAUGAGCUUCGAGUUAAUAAGCUCGGGGAGCAGCUAGCCCUUCUCCAGAAGGACCUUGAGGCGAGAGAGUUUUCACAGAGGCAACUCAAGGACGAAGUCUUGAGGAUUGAGACCGACAUCAUGGAUGCAGUUUCCAAAGCUGGGUCUAAAAAAGAUAAUGAACUUCUGAAGAUUUUGUCUGAUGUUUCACCAAGGAAUGUUGAGAAUAUUAGCAAACAUUUAAAUGCUAAGGAUACAGAAAUUGCCAGAUUGAGAGAUGAAAUCAGGAUAUUAUCUGCUCACUGGACAAACAAAACAAAGGAGCUAGAGUCACAACUAGAGAAGCAGCGCAGAACCGAUCAGGAGCUGAAAAAGAGGGUUCUGAAGCUUGAAUUCUGCCUCCAAGAAUCACGGUCUCAGAUCCGGAAACUUCAGAGGGUGGGGGAGAAGAGGGACAAGCAACUUAAGGAGCUCAAGGAUCAGGUGGUCGCGAAACACCCAAAUGGCUCUCGCCAUGACUACAACAGCGACGACGGCAAGCACAACUUCUGGGAGAGCCAGGGAUUCAAGUUCGUCGCAUCCAUGUCAAUGCUUGCCCUAGUGAUACUCACAAAGCGUUGAGAAGAGCGUAAUCCUUUGUAGAGAAGUUAGGUUCCAGAUGUUAUUUGGUGAGCAGCUAGCUCGCUCUGUAGUUUAAAAUUAGGGUUAGACUGGGCAUACUACAUGGCCAGAUGUUCAGAGACCAGAAUUUGCCGACAUCCAAGUUUAGUCUAGGUCCGUAGGAGUGUAGUGCAGCUGCUAGUUCUUGUAAGAUAGUACAGUAGUAAUCCUGUGAUGUUAAUGAGAUUCUGCUUUGCUUA